AUGGUGGCCACGCCACGGAGCCCACAGUGGCUCCACGCGCAUCUCCAUCGCAAACAGACGCCAGUGGUCAAGGAACACGACCACUACAAGCGACCCCAGCAGCGCUUCGGCCUCAGCAGCUUCCAGCAGCACGAGCACCGGCAGCACCCGCUACUGCUUCUCCUGCACGAUCCGUUGAGCAUGUACGAAGCAACAACAGAAGCAGACCAAGCAGCUCCAAGUCAUCUGUACCAGUUGCUAUUGCGGCCAAUCGUGAAGGCGACCAUCGCCCAACGCGAUACGUCGGCCGAGACUCUCGACAACGGCGGAUCGUUCGACGAGAUCCUGCAGAAGAUCUGGAUCUUGUUCAGCGGCCAUGUCAAGUGCAGAGCGGUGCGGACGGACGGCGAGUUGUCUGUCGAGACCCUCAAGGUGGGCGAGUGGGACCGUGUCAUGCAGUUCAGGGCCAAAAAGAAGCUCAAGAUCGAAAUGAAUUCGUCGCAGCCUGCAUACAGCCUGAGGAGACCGACCGUGCGGGCGCAACCGCUGAGACCUCGUUGCGAGAGGUUGUGGAGAGACUUCGAGAGCACUGGGGAGGCUACAUUCGAAGGUGAAGGUGUUGUUUGGCGUCUGUGGGCCAACCAGCUCACGCGGAAUCUCAACAGGUCAACGUGGGACGCCGCUAUUCAACAACCACCACCAGAGUAUAUCGCGAAUUUGCUUCGACUCGUGGAUACACAGAUGGAGCAACACGUGGCCGAAGUUACUCGAACGGCAAAUGUGGCGCUAGAUGUUGUGCGCAAGAGUGUUAUCAUGGGGUUUCUGCGCGACAUCACCCCUCCUGCUCGCGACGAAGUGAUCGACCCUCUCCUUCAAAUGGAGAACGUCGAAGACACAGAGCACGCCGAGUGA
This is a messenger RNA of Phytophthora sojae, 891 nucleotides long. RefSeq lists its product as hypothetical. The coding region runs from base 1 to 891 and encodes 296 amino acids. The transcript has 5 exons. NCBI's taxonomy places the organism in Eukaryota, Oomycota, Peronosporomycetes, Peronosporales, Peronosporaceae. The record is from RefSeq and is a predicted model, not a curated record.